Neocloeon triangulifer is the source of this 5443-nucleotide messenger RNA. Its product is annotated as TRAF3-interacting protein 1-like. The coding region runs from base 4460 to 5443 and encodes 327 amino acids. Gene Ontology annotation, cellular component: axoneme; intraciliary transport particle B; ciliary basal body. Gene Ontology annotation, biological process: regulation of microtubule cytoskeleton organization; intraciliary transport; cilium assembly. Gene Ontology annotation, molecular function: microtubule binding. The record is from RefSeq and is a predicted model, not a curated record. The transcript is spliced from 7 exons. NCBI's taxonomy places the organism in Eukaryota, Metazoa, Arthropoda, Insecta, Ephemeroptera, Baetidae.
GUCUGCGACUCCCCGAGUCAGCAGUUUUCACUUUGUCACGUUCGGCAAGGUCGCCCUUCGACUGCCGACACCUCAGGGUCCCACUUUGGCCCUUUUAUUUUGGGACUUGAAAAAGUACACACGCUCGAUUUGAGUGCUGAUACCAAAUUGAAAUUUAUUGCGUCCAAACCCAAAGUGCCAACCGCACAAAAUUCAUUACCAACAUGACACCUCCGCCUCAAGUAAUUAACUCACCACUAAAAAAAAAAUGAUUUUUGAAAUUAAAUAUUUCUCAAUUCAAUUAAAAAUUGUUCCUAUCCUUAAACAAAUUAAUCUUUAGACAAAUCUAAACUGAAAAUUCACUUCUUCUUGGUCAUGACAAAGUCCUUCAGAUAAGCUGGCAAUUUUUGUUCUCGUCUUGGACGACUUGGUGUCACCGACACUGGUGGAUCUGGAGACUUUGCCUUCAAGACUGGCAGGGGCCUCAGAGGCGACCUCAAAGGGCUCGGAGGCGGCUUCAGAGGUGACUCCGGAGGCAAGGGCUGCGGUGGUUCUGGUUCAAGCACCACAGGAGGUUCCUCUGCUGGUGGCUGGUCCUCUGGGAUCUCAUCAGGUGGAUCUGGUCCUGGGUUUAGAACAAGUGAGCCAGGAGGGUUGUUGUUGACAAUCCUUUUCACCUGAUCAGUAUGUCUUUCAGCCAAGCCCAUGGGCGUGUCAACCAAAACUCGUCUUGGCCCUAACUCUUGACGGACAAUGCCAGGCUCCCAUUUCUGUUUUGGGUUUCUGUAGCUCCUAAUUACAACUGGUUGCUCCUGCUGGAGUGGUUUGAGAGGUUUUGCCUGCAAAGCCUCGAUCAUCUUUCUAUCUCUGUUGGACUCUCGUUUCAGGGCAGCAGCAUCAGGACGGAGUUUGUCCAGGAGAGUGAGAGGUUUUCGGCCCAGAUUGAACUCAGCAGGGGACACUCCAUACUUCUCACUGGGCGUGGAGUUGUGACCGAGCAGGAAACUAUCCAGUCUAUCUUCCCAUUCUGGCUCAGGGACUUUCUUCAGGAAGUUCUUGAUUGUCUGGACCGCUUUCUCUGCUUGGCCAUUUGUCUGAGGACUAUAUGGUGGAGAGAAAACUAACUCAACUCCAUUGCGCUCACAAAAAUCCUCAAACUUCUUGGCUCUGAGUCCAGGUCCAUUGUCACAUGCAAUGACGUCACACACUCCUUGACAAACAAUUCGGAGGGCUACCUUGGAGUAAUUUGUUCUUCACUGUUGACAGGGUGACAUCAGACUGUGUUUCUCUCGUCAGCUCAGUCAACUUUGGCAACUGAUUACAGGAGGUUUGUUCCAAGACUUGCAAAAAUGCAAUCUUCCCUUCCUCUUCUUCCUCCUCCUCCUCCUCGUUCUCCAAGUUGGGCAGUGGCAUUCUAGAUAAACAGUCAGCAUUGGCAUUUUUCUUUCCAGGGCAGUGUCGAAUUUCAAAAUUAUAAUCCCUCAGGAUCAGACAAUACCUUUUCAGUUUUGAGGGCAAGUCUUCUCUAAUUGGCUUUCCUUUUCCAAAAAUUCCUACGAGGGGCUUAUGAUCAGUCAACAGCUCAAACUUGUAUCCCCACAAGUACUGUUUCAGCUUCUUUACACUCCAAACAAUAGCCAGGGCUUCCAACUCAAUCUGUGAAUAAUUAUUUUCACUGCUCUUCAAUGACCUUGAAAUAAAUAUUACAGGUACCUCUUGACCCUUUUCAUCCAGGUGACUCAGCACAGCCCCUAAGCCUCGACGACUGGCGUCACAUGCAAGCCUAAUAGGCCUUCUUGGGUCAAAAUAGGUUAAGGCAAUGCACUCCUGUAGCUUCUUGUUCACGCUUCGAAUGGCGCUCUCACAUUCCGCAGUCCACUCGAACUUGACUCCUUUUCUCAGCAAUCUGUAAACAGGAGCCAGAAUUGCAGCUUUUCCACUCACAAACCGCUCAUACCCCAGCCACGAACGCAGUUCCUCGACGUUGGUGGGUGAAGGCAUCUCCUUCAAUGCCUGCAACUUUUCUUCAGUUGGCAGAACUCCAUCCUGCGUAAAUUUGUAUCCGAGGUAGGUCAACUCUGGAACAUUAAAUGCACAUUUUGAGAUUUUGACUCUCAAUCCAUUCUUCAAAAGGGUUUCCAGCACAUUUCGUGUGCGGCUUGUUAGCUCAACUCUAGUUUCAGCAAACACUAACAGGUCAUCAAAAUACACAAAUACACCUGGCAGGUGUGCCACCAUGAUAUACACUUUUUCUUGAAAUACUGGCGGGCAAAUAGAAAGGCCCGGAGGUAGGCGAAGAAAUCGAAACCUACCCUUGUGAGUUGUAAUCACCAACACCAUGGACGACUCCUCGUCCACCUCGAACUGCAAGUAUGCGUCCGCCAGGUCGAUUUUUGUGAAAUAACUUCCUGUCUUGACGGACCCUAGCAGCUUGUCAAUAGAAGGAAUCGGAAAUUCAGCCGACGAACAGGCAGGAUUCACUGUAGCACUGUAGUCGGCACACAGCCUGACUCCCUCUCCCUUCUCAACGUACACCACUGGCGUGGCCCACUCACUAAAUAACACUUUCUCAAUCACCUUUUUCUUCUCAAGUUCUUCCAACACUUUGUCUGCUUUUUCUCGUAAUCCAAAUGGCACUUGUCUUGACGGCAGCUGUACUGGUUUCACUCCUGGUUUAAGUGGAAUAUGAAUUUUUCCUCCUUUCCACUUGCCCAGAGUCGGCUCAAACACUUGCUUCAAACUCCGCCGGCACCGACAUCAUCUUGUAGAUACUUGGCAACUCUGGCUGCACUAGGUGCAUAUCUGGUCCAAGUCCUUUCAACACAGGAAGGCCCACAGUGAUGCCCAAUGGCUCAAACCAAUUUCUGCCCAAGAGCGACGGCCCAUUUCUCUCCAUGACCAGCAGGUCAAGUUUCACCUCUGGCCUCCCCUUAGGUUGCAGCACCACUGGAACUUUUCCAAGAGCCAAGAUUUCUCCUUCUUGGCCCCACGCUUUCAUCUUUACUUUGGAUGGCUGCACCACUGAUUUGUCCUUGAAGUACUCGUUGAAUGUCGACCGACCAAUCAGACUGAAAGUGGCCCCUGUGUCGACCUCCAUCUGGAGACUUUUCCCAUUCACAGGGACACACAUCAACACCUUGUUAGUUGACGAGAUCACUGGAGAAGAUGCUUCCACCUGGAGGAGGUAAUUAGUGACAGCCUCAUACUGCCCCCUUUCUUGAUCAUCUUCAUCGUCCUCCUCUCCUUGACCUUCAACUAAAUUGGUCUUGCUCUUCUUGUUGUUACACACUUUAGAAAGAUGACCCACUUUUUGACAGGUCAAACAUUUUGAGUUUUUGAAUCUACAGUCCUUUUUCAUGUGGCCCACCUGGCCACAAGCAAAACACUUGCCACUCUUCGGAGACUGGAAAACUUGCUGCUGCUGACUUUGAUUUGCAGACACUCUUCCUCCCCCGAAUUUUGGCUUGAAACUUCUCUGCUGCGACACUUGAUUUACGUCAGCAUUUCCUCUAGAUGCAAGUGACUGGGCAGUUCUCUCUGCCGACUCAUGAGCCAUAAUUUUAGCUUUCACAAAUUUCAAAGUUAGUGUUUCAUCAUCUUCAGCCAACAGUUUCUCUCUCAGCUUAUCAUUUUUCAAACCUGAAAUUAAUCUGGCCACUAAGACUUCAUCCUUAUCACGGUAUCCACUCUUUGUAGCCAAAUUUGUCAAUUCCGCGAUGUAAACAGCCGCAGACUCCUCAGUUUUCUGACUUCUUGUGUUGAACUCAUGCUUGUACACAAUUUUCUUGGGCGCCUCACCCUGGUAGUACUCACGCAGCCGCUUCGUCAGGUCUCCGUAGGUCAUCGAAAGGACACCUUCAGGGCAGACCUUUUCGGCCACUGCGAACGAUUCAGGGUCUUGGUUGUCAAGAAACAUGUUCCUCCUCUUGGUAUCGUCGCUGUCAUCUGUCAGUUCUUUCACCGCAAAGUGGAUGUCCCACCUGCGCAAAUAUGCAUCAUAUGUCAAUGGUCCAUUCACUUGAAACGGUUCAAUUGCUUUCUUCAUUAUUAAUAGUUACUUAUCACACCUUAGAACAUCCACUUUCUUAACACAAAGGCCGGAUGACUCUGAUAAAUCCGGAUAAAAAGCACUCGUCUCUGGUCUCCGCGUUUUGUUGCGUCAGCCGCGCACACGAGGUUCACUUCACUCUGUUUUCCACAGUUCUCGUCGCCACUUUGUCACGUCUGCGACUCCCCGAGUCAGCAGUUUUCACUUUGUCACGUUCGGCAAGGUCGCCCUUCGACUGCCGACACCUCAGGGUCCCACUUUGGCCCUUUUAUUUUGGGACUUGAAAAAGUACACACGCUCGAUUUGAGUGCUGAUACCAAAUUGAAAUUUAUUGCGUCCAAACCCAAAGUGCCAACCGCACAAAAUUCAUUACCAACAUGACAUUUUUCAACCAAUAUCUACAGAAAGCACAAAAAACCAAGAAGUGAACAAAUGCAAAGUCAGGUGAAAGAGGAAGAACCUGUAGUUCAAAACGAAGUUGAAGAAAAAGUGGAACUGGCACCAGACUUUAAACCCUCAGCGCCUGUUUUGAGUCCAGUUACGACUCCAGUCAAAAGCAAAGCUGAAGAGACCAACGAUCCAAAACUUGAUAAUGGCAGCGCGACACUAAAUAGUUUAAAUAAUAAUGUUGAAAUUGCCGAGGAAGCUGCGUUAGUUUUAGGAGAAAAUGAUGGUCCACAAAAAGCAUCUAAUAUUCCUGAAACAAGUGUGGGAAAAGUGGCAAUGCCUCCGAGGCCAGCGUCAACUAGGCCUGGUUCUGCCAAGCCUCGACCUUUGACAGCUCGACCUGCGGCUCCUCGGCUCAAAGAAAGAUUAGUGCAGCCUGCUGCAGAGGAAGUUAUCCAGAAUAAAGAGCCGACAAAAAGUCCUGAGGCUGUGUUUAGCAACAAAGAUGAAGAUGAUAGUGAAUUUGUUGUUGAAGAGGCUGUAGCAGAGGCAAAAUUGGAUAAGACUGUAGAUGCUGCAGGCGCUUUAGAAGAGGAAGCGUCAAAAAGCGACCACGGAAUUCUAGUUUCAAAAAUACUUGGCACCAAGAGGGAACUUGAACCAACGCAAGAUGCAGAUCAAGAGGUUCAAUGGAAAGGCAACGAGGCAGUGAGGCAGGAAACGAAUCGAUUGAGAGAUGGACUCCAAACGACGGUACGCGCUGUGAAUCCACUGGCUCGGCUUUUGGACUUUCUGCAGGAAGACAUUGAAUCAAUGCAGUCGGAGUUGGAGCAAUGGCGCGCGAGUCUAGUACGCACCAAAGCCAACCUUAGGGCAGAGAGAAACGUAACGGAAGAAACCUUGACGUCAAUGAGGGCACAGUUGUCCGAGCUAGAUAAAGCAUUGGAGAGACAAGAGCACCUGAACACAGCAAUCAGGACCAAUAUUUUGAUGAACAACAACAAACAAUAUUAUCACAACAGUAAUUGA